Messenger RNA from Alexandromys fortis (reed vole), 3088 nucleotides. It is a transcript of the gene Wee1, whose product is annotated as WEE1 G2 checkpoint kinase. Gene Ontology annotation, biological process: mitotic cell cycle; negative regulation of G2/MI transition of meiotic cell cycle; protein phosphorylation. The transcript is spliced from 10 exons. The coding region runs from base 136 to 1929 and encodes 597 amino acids. The record is from RefSeq and is a predicted model, not a curated record. Gene Ontology annotation, cellular component: nucleus; cytoplasm. NCBI's taxonomy places the organism in Eukaryota, Metazoa, Chordata, Mammalia, Rodentia, Cricetidae. Gene Ontology annotation, molecular function: magnesium ion binding; non-membrane spanning protein tyrosine kinase activity; ATP binding.
UGCUGCAGCCUGAGCCCGGCGCGCCCGAUCGCACGUGGCGGACCCGCCCCCUGUGCCAGCCGCGACCUGGACACCGCCGGCCUGUGUUCGCCCGUCCUCCGCUCUCCCGUGCUCCGCCGGGACUGCAGCCGGGAGAUGAGCUUCCUGAGCCGACAGCAGCCGCCGCCCACCCGCCGCGCCGCGGCCGCCUGCAGCCUGCGGCAGAAACUCAUCUUCGCCCCGGGCAGCGACUGUGAAGAGGAAGAGGAGGAGGAGGAGGAGGAAGGCAGCGGCCACAGCACCGGGGAGGACUCGGCCUUCCAGGAACCCGAUUCGCCGCUGCCCUCCGCGCGCAGCCCCGCCGAAGCCGAGGCCGAGCGCCGCCGCUCGCCCGGCGCCGAGCCGAGCAGCCCCGGGGAGCUGGAGGACGAUCUGCUGCUGGGGGGCGGCGGCGGGGGCGCGGAGGCGGCGGGCGCCGGCACCGAGGGCGACUCCUGGGAGGAGGAGGGGUUCGGCUCGUCGUCCCCCGUCAAGUCACCGGCCACCGCCUACUUUCUGGGCACGUCGUUUUCGCCGGUGCACUGCGGCGGCCCGGGGGAUGCGUCCCCGCGGGGCUGUGGGUCGCCGCGGGCCAUGGAUGGCCGCUGCUCGCCGCUGCCCGGCUAUCCCAGCACCCCGCCGCAUAAGACGUUCCGCAAACUACGACUGUUCGACACGCCGCACACGCCCAAGAGUUUGCUUUCCAAAGCUCGAGUAAUUGAUUCCAGCUCUGUUAAACUCCGGGGUAGUUCUCUAUUCAUGAACACAGAAAAAUCAGGAAGAAGAGAAUUCGACACCCGGCAAACUCCUCAAGUGAAUAUUAAUCCUUUUACUCCGGAUCCUGUAUUGCUCCAUUCCUCAGGACAGUGUCGCGGGAGAAAGAGAGCAUAUUUUAAUGAUUCCUCUGAAGACAUGGAAGCCAGUGAUUAUGAAUUUGAAGAUGAAACAAGACCUGCUAAAAGAAUUACAAUUACUGAAAGCAAUAUGAAGUCACGGUAUGAAACUGAAUUUCAUGAGGUUGAGAAAAUUGGUUCUGGAGAAUUUGGUUCUGUGUUUAAAUGCGUGAAGAGGCUAGAUGGAUGUAUUUAUGCCAUUAAGCGAUCAAAAAAACCAUUGGCUGGCUCUGUUGAUGAGCAGAAUGCUUUGAGAGAAGUAUAUGCUCAUGCUGUGCUUGGGCAGCAUACCCAUGUGGUUCGCUAUUUCUCUGCGUGGGCAGAAGAUGACCAUAUGCUUAUACAAAAUGAAUAUUGUAAUGGUAAUAUUUUCAUAUCUCGAACCUCAAUCCCAAAUGCUGUCUCUGAAGAAGGAGAUGAAGAUGACUGGAUAUCCAACAAAGUUAUGUUUAAAAUAGGUGAUCUUGGGCAUGUGACAAGAAUUUCUAGUCCACAAGUUGAAGAAGGUGAUAGUCGUUUUCUAGCAAAUGAAGUUUUACAAGAGAACUAUAGCCAUCUACCGAAAGCAGAUAUUUUUGCUCUUGCUCUCACAGUUGUAUGUGCUGCUGGUGCUGAACCCCUACCCCGAAAUGGAGACCAGUGGCAUGAAAUCAGGCAGGGUCGAUUACCCAGGAUUCCACAAGUGCUUUCCCAGGAGUUGACAGAGUUGCUAAAAGUUAUGAUUCAUCCUGAUCCAGAGAAAAGGCCUUCAGCGAUGGUGCUGGUGAAGCAUUCAGCGUUGCUAUCUGCAUCUAGAAAGAGCGCAGAGCAAUUACGAAUAGAAUUGAAUGCUGAGAAAUUCAAAAAUUCUCUUUUGCAGAAAGAACUCAAGAAAGCCCAGAUGGCAGCCAAAGUUGCAGCUGAGGAACGCGCACUCUUCACGGAUCGGAUGGCCACUAGGUCCACCACCCAGAGUAAUAGAGCUUCUCGACUUAUUGGAAAGAAAAUGAACCGCUCUGUCAGCCUUACUAUAUACUGAACUGCUCACACCCCCCACUACCCCCUCCAAAAAAAACUGUGACAAGAGGAAGCUAGGUUAAAUCACUGCUAGAAUCCGCUUUGCAAUUUACUUUGUCCAUUGGUAUCAGUAAUUUUCCUGAAAUGCCUUUUAGGACUUAUGUGAAUUACAGUUGAGAGCUAUAUUCUGACUUGGCUAUGUCAGGCUUUUGUCUCAUCUGUUUCAUGUAGGAUUUCAGUCACUGUUGGAUGUUCCACCAGCCUUUGCAGGGUUAACCACUGUGGUGGGUGCUGCGUAUCAUUCACUAUUGCAGUGUGAUGGAAGGUAUCUUUCCUAGCUGGGACCCUUAGAGAGGACUCAAGGCCCUUACUAUGAACAUCCUCUCCCUUCAAAAAGAGAAUUGCUCAGAGACUCAGUACUACUACUCAGCCUCCGAUGUACCUGUGUCAGUCUUACGUUUCUUUUUUCUAUUGUGAAUUAUACUUGUAUAUCCAACUGGGAGCACUUUAGGCAUUGUGUGUACAUGGGAUAGUCAUUCUGUGGAAGCCUUGCCUUGUGAAUUUGCUGCUAUUUUAGUUUCCUCUUGCUGUAAGACUAGCAUUAAACAAUCAUUGUUGUUAAUAGGCUCUCUUUCAAAACAAUUAUGUGAAAUGUGGAGCUGCUCUUCCUGAAGAGCAGCUUGCCUUUUGUUCUUUGGACUUUCAAGCUAGUGCACUGAAAAAGUGCACCUGUCCCUCCAUGUUUGAACGCUGUAUUAAUGUAGUAUAAUUGUUAACUAGUUUUGUAAUUUUUUUCUUAUAAUGUCCUUCUCUUUAAAACGUGUUUCCUUCUGUCAAGUCUUGUACUUGGUUGUAUAGUUAGCCUAUUUUUAAAUGUUUCGCCCAGCUUCUCUUCAAUGUUUGUGUAUAUAAACUGAUCUUGGUAAUACUGUACAUAGCUGUUUGAAAUGCCAGAAUGACUUCUGAUUAUUCCAAGUUUUACACAAAAUACAUUUUACAUGUGGUUAGCCAUUUGACUAACAAGGUUUGGCUAAUAUUAGAUGUUGCCCUCCAAAAGGAAAAAAAAAUGUCUCAUUUGUUUUCCUAUUAACUUUGGUCUGAAAAAUAUUUGCACUUGUCUGUUUGACUUGUGUUUUAUUAAUAUUGACUGGUGUAUUAAAAGUCACUCUGUGCUUACCUUA